CCCAAAUUGAAAUCCCAGCUCGGAGCUCCCUUCCCUCUCUCAUCCCAAAAACCCUCGCGACCUCAGCCCCCUGCUCUCUAAUUCCUUCUUCCACAAAACCCUAGAGCCCAUAAUCUCCUUUCUCUCUUCAAAGACAUAAUGGAACGGCUUCUUCUCGAGAGGCUCGAGGUCCACCUCGACCCGCUCUCCGACGAGCGCCGCCGCCUCCGAGCUCUGGCCUCCGCUAGAGCUCUGAUCGCCAACCCCGACUCCUCCGACUCCACCCGCCGCUCCACUGUCGACGCCCUCAUCCGCUCCCUCGACGCCCACUACGGAGACCCCGCCUUCCUCCGCCCCGCUCUCAAGCUCCUCGGCGACGCGGCCGUCCUCCACCGCCCUCUGGCCCCCUCCGUCAUCGCCGCCGUCCGACCUUUCUUGAACGGUGGCAAGAGCCUCGCCGCGGAUGCCAUCGCCGUUGUUGCGUCCAUAGCGGAGAGCAGUCCGGAGGGAGGAGGAGAGGGAGGCGUCUCCCUUCUUGCCUCGGUACUGGACGAGGAUCUGGUACUCUCGCUUGCGUCGAGCCCUGUCUCGUUGGUUCGAUCGCGGAUUCUUAAUUUGUUGGUCUCGAGUAUUGGAAGAGCUCAGAGUUCUGUUUCUCUCCUACGGCCUCAUCUUAUGCUUCAGGUGCUUCUUGGCCUUGCGGUGGACCUCUACCCGUUGGUUAGGAGAGUGGCCCUCGAUGGCAUCAUGGCGUUCUGUGAGGUUGCUGGAUCUGAUCUCGACGGUUCGAUCAUCGACUGCUGCUAUGAUCGUGCGGUCGAGCUUUUCAGGGAUGAAGAUGAGCUCGUGAGGUCCGCUGCUGUUCGGGUGGUCAGUAAGUGCGGGCAGAUGUUUGCAGCGAGCAAAGAGAGAAUGGGAAACAUGGAGAGGAUGGAUGUGAUUUUUGUUCAGCUUUGUUCAAUGGCAAGAGAUAUGAGUGUGAAGGUUAGAAUCGAAGCUUUUCUUGCCCUUGGGAAAGUACAAUUGGUAUCAGAGAAUGUUCUGUUACAGUCCCUUUCUAAGAAAGUUUUGGGGGUUAGAAGUGGAAGCAAAACUAUUACUAAAUGGUCUGUAAAUGAAUCUAAAUUUUCAUUAUCAGCAGCUGGUGCAUUCGUACAUGGGAUUGAGGAUGAAUUUUAUGAGGUACGAACAAUUGCCUGUCAAUCCUUGGGGAUGCUCGCAACUUUUUCUAUCCAGUUUGCUGACAAUGCUUUGAACUUAUUAAUGGACAUGUUGAAUGAUGAUGCAGAGGCUGUUAGGUUGCAGACUUUGCAGACACUGUUUCAUAUGGCAACACAUGAUCAUCUGAGGGUGCAGGAAAAACACAUGGACAUGUUUCUUGGUUUGUUAGCUGAUAUUAGUGCCUUAAUAAGACGUGCAGCAAGGAAGGUGCUCCAGCUAAUGAUGCUGCCUGAUAUCGAGACUUUUAAGUCCGCAAUCAAUUGUCUCAUCACAAACUUGGAGACAUAUCCAGAGGAGGAAGAAGAUAUUUUCUCUGUCUUGUGCUAUAUUGGUAAGAACCAUGGAAAUUUCUUUGCCAAGUUAGCAAAAGAAUUCGCACAGGAGAUAGUACCAUCCUGUGGAGAACUGAGCUUGGACAGUCCACGUGUGGCAGCAAUAGUAGUGUUGUUUAUCUCAUCAUCCAUCUCGAAUGAGCAUCUUACUUGUAAUAUACCGGUGGCAAUAUUUUCUUAUGCAGUUUCUUUAGUUGGAAGGAUCAGUUGCUCUCUGGGAAAUGCUCUAAACAGAGAUGCACUCAUGGCCUAUUUGUGCCAUCACAGUGAAAUACCUUUUUCAGACACAACACUGAAGUCUAAAGUGGCUAAUGAAAUGUGCCACUCUUGGUCCUUGCACAGUGUAAUAUCAGAAGUAAAAGUUAAGGAAAAUUUGUUGAGCAUGAAUGAGAUAGCAACACAUCUCAAACAUUCUCAAAAAGGUGUGGAGCAGACAGACGAAGAAUUAAUGCAAUCCAUACAGUCUAUUUUGGAAAAAGUUGUGGAAACCUGGCCUUUGAUAAAGUUACACUGUGCACAUGAAGUGCGAAGGACAUUAAGAACUUGCAAGGAGGAACUGGAAAUGAUUGCUUGGAAUGUUAGUGGAUCUCCUUCUGCAUUAUUGGAAUUUGCAUUGCAGUAUGUUCAGAUAAUCCAGCUGAUUGCUGAAAUUUGGGAGAAACUGCAACUGAAAAAGUCACAUAUUGUUGGUACAAUGACUCUAGAGUUCUUACUUGAAAAAUUAAGUAUGUCCCUCCGAAGAAUGAGAUAUGGCUUCCCAGGGUUGUCUAGAGAAGUGGAAUGCCAUAUUAUAGAGUUAACCUUGCUUGGUUUUGUAUUUAGACUGUGCGAGGUUGGAACCUGUUCCAACUUUGUGCUGAAGAAGCUGCAAGCUAUAACUUCUAGUGCGGAAUUUCUUUGUGUAGAAGGAUCUUCUAAACUUUCUGAGUUUGCCAAAGAGCUAUUAAGGUCAUGUGCUGAAGGGGGAACAGGUGAAACUUCUCAGCCUUUUCCUAUUUAUAAGUUGCUUGAGCUCUUCAACCUUCAACAGGUGGCAUUCACUGGAAGAUUUAAGUGCAUAAAAGCAGAACUGCAAGUUUUCGGUAAUGAUUCUGAGAAUCCUCUGCCCUUUGUUCCAGGAUUGCCUGUGGGUAUCACAUUCCAGAUAACUGUGCACAACAUUUCUACCAAUGACAGGUUGUGGCUCCGAAUGGCUGUUGGUGUAUCUGUCCAGUAUGUCUUUCUGGACUCAUGUCAAUUUACUGGCCGGGAUGAAGUGAGAAAAUUUGCUGUUAAUACUCCGUUUUAUGCUACGCCGAAAGUUCCUUCAUUUUUGUUGAGGGCUUGCAUGCUUAUGGAAUGUCCAUCUGAAAAUGUCACUUAUCAGAAGAAAGAUCAAAGAGGGCCAAAGGAUGAUAUUUUUCUAGUUUGUGAGGAAAUUGAGGUUUAUUUGGUAAAAAUUGAUUCCAGAUGAAUAUGAAGACAGGCAGUUUAUGCGACUUCUCUGAGUUCACGUGAUAGGAUAAAUAAACAACAAAUGCCCUUCAGUUGACUUCCAUUGGUUGCUGCAAAGUCUCCGCACAAACUGACACGUCUACAUAUGAGCGUAUAUGGUAUGAGACCUGAUUGAAUAUUGAACAAUAAAUCAACAUCUGCAUUGUAUAUUAUUUCACAAUCAUAGCUGGCUGUUCAUGAGCUUUUUGCUUGGACUGACUGGAGAUCAAGAGGAAUCAUGCAUCUGAAGUUGUUGCUGGACCUGCCAGUCAAGAAUAGCCUUGUAACCCUUGCUUGUUGUACUGGGAGUCAGCAAUGAAACCACAUUCAGGAAAAGGGGCUUUUCGAAGGUAAAUGCUGACUUUGAUCUUGUGCUAGCUUGAAUAUCCAGCUAGGCCAAUUAUUUGCAGUUUGGGUGGCCAAAGCAGGUGGUUGAUCUGUGAAUUUUGUUUUUCCUGGGCAGUAUCUCGUCUUGUUGCAGUCACUUCUUUAGUAACUUUCAUGGCUUUCCUUUUACAUGUAGGCUUCGGCAUUGUGGAUUUGUUUAUUGGAAGCCAAAUUCAUCCACAAUCAUUAUCGGCCAGCUCAAUGUUUUCUUGAUCCAAAUGUCCAAAACAAGCAGCAUAUUGUGGAGGUAAUGAACUGAAAUUGGACACACCUUCUUUAAGGGGUCUGUGGAACUGUUUUUGUUUAAGCAUUUCUCUUUAGCAGAUAAUAAGCACCAAAGAAGUUUAAGGACGUGCAAGGAGGAUGAGCUGAUAUUUGUCUUGUAUAUUGCUUCUCCCACUAGCAAGCUAAACACUAGACUGGAAGCCCAUGAAGCAUUUCUCCUAUCUGAUUAAGUUGAUUAAAAUGCUCAGAAUCAGUUGGUUCUGGCGGUAGUUACUUCUAACAUAUCUUAUUCAAUCAGAAUUUCACAGUUGAAAUUGGUUUUCCACGGGUGCAAGUACCUUGAGCUCCAUUCAAUUAGGAUUUCAUAGUUGGACUAAAAAUGGGCGCUUCUGCACCUUGAUUUGGCUUGCCUUGAAAUAAAUUGACUCCAUCUGGAUGUUUUGGAUUUUCUAAUUUCUGAUGUGCUCAUCUACUUUCCAUGUCACCCAUGAUCUUUGUUUUCUGCAGAAUUUAGAAGUAAUUGUGAAGAACUUCCAGUCAACUGGGAGGUCAGAGUAUUUUGGAGGAGGUAAGUUGCUUGCAUCUUUAGGUUCUUAUUGCAAUCCGGUUCUUAGGGGGGGCCGUAGAAAACCACUGUUACUAUUGAGAUGGGACGCUCAAGGACUUUGCUAUCUGCCAUGAUAUGUAGAAUUUUGUUAAGAAUUGACUUUUGUCAAUUGAACCUCAUGAUAUUUUAUGAUGUCCGGGUGGCUGGUUACUUUUGUUUUGCACUGUCUGCUCUGGCUGGCUGAUGAUCGGUUGUUAAAAAUGUUCUGAACCAUCCUGACCCUUCAAGUGCUAUCAGAAAUUGUUGGAAAAUGUUAGAAGUGAGUAUAUUAGUGCGCACGCUACCAUAUAGUGGGAUACCUCAAGACUCCCCCGUUCUAUUCAUGGAAUUUGGUUGCAGGUAUGUUUAUCAUGAUCAUUUAUUCGUCAUUCAGGAAUUUAUCAUGAUCUUGUAUGAAGAUAGUACUGUCAGCAAACUUUUGUAUUCCUUUUAUAAUAUGAAAACCUUCAGUUUUUA
Messenger RNA from Elaeis guineensis (African oil palm), 4680 nucleotides. RefSeq names its product protein SIEL. The record is from RefSeq and is a predicted model, not a curated record. Gene Ontology annotation, cellular component: endosome. NCBI's taxonomy places the organism in Eukaryota, Viridiplantae, Streptophyta, Magnoliopsida, Arecales, Arecaceae. Gene Ontology annotation, biological process: intercellular transport.